Molecule: messenger RNA, 3792 nt
Organism: Naegleria lovaniensis
Lineage: Eukaryota; Heterolobosea; Eutetramitea; Acrasida; Naegleriidae
Exons: 2
Coding region: 1-3792 (1263 amino acids)
Biological process (GO): organelle organization
Cellular component (GO): cytoplasm
Molecular function (GO): protein binding
Source: RefSeq, a predicted model, not a curated record
AUGUCAUCGAAUCCAACAGAUGCUCUUCUUGAAGAAGCUGCUCAAUCCACCAUCAUGAUGGAAAAUUUUGAAAAAGUUGGUGUGGAACAACAAGAACCACUCACAGAAGCAACCAUGCCAUCUUCCUUUUACAUUCCUAAUGAAGUGGAUGUUUUUACAGUCUUCAUCAAGGCUCUCUCGGGAAGCAAGUUGAAAGUACAAAUUACAAAAGGAGACUCGACAAUAGAAAUUAAACAACUGCUUGCCGAGUGCAUUGAAACAUGUUACAUGACAAAUUAUGAGUUCAAAGUGAAGGGAAAAACAUUGAAUGACUUUUCCGAAAUUGCAGACUAUCCAGAAAUUGUGGACGGAGUGGAAAUUACCAUGAAUGCUCUUCCCUACGAUGCAAAAUCUGCUCGUGUUCAUGUGUAUCGCCUCAGAGAACUUCUCUAUUCAAAGGUCAAUGAAUUAUAUUUGAGUACAGGAAUUAUCCAUUCUCCUUCUAAACAUACUCAACAUUCGUAUCCUUCCUUCAUUUCUUCAGUCAUUUCGGAGCCUUACAAUGAUUUGGGUCAUGCCUUGAACUGCGACUUGGAGUUGCUACAAUUGGAGGGACAACCAAUGAGCCUAAAUGCAUUUACUCCAUCCACUAGUGCUUCUUCUGAGGAAGGAAAAAAGAAGAAGAAGAAGAAAUCAUCAACAAGUGCUUCAACAAAAGUGGACCGUGUGGAAUUGAAAACACCCGUACUCAUGGAUGAAGAGGAAAUGGCCUCUCAUAAUGGAGAGUCAGGAGAUAUUAAGGCAUCAUCUACCAAUGGUUCGGACGCCACUACUAGCGAAAAGAAGCAACAAGGCUUUACUAACAAGAUUAGUGUUGUGGAAUUGCCUCAAACUCCCGAUGAAUUUAAUACCAAGAAUUUAUAUGAUCCAGAGUCUUUCAAAAUGGCCUCUUUGGAACCUAUCAUUAUGCUUUCCAAUACUGACCUUCCAAAAUGUUUGAAGAGUAUUACCUUCUCUGCAUGGAAUCCUGUGCCAGAGAGUAGAAAAUUGAAGGGAGACUUGUUCUACUUGCAAGUUGAAACUUUGGAAAAUACUAUUGUGCAUUUGACAGCUAACGCCUCCGGUUUCUAUGUGAAUGGCACGAAGGGAAGUAAAUUCAAUCCAAUGCCAGCAAAUAAGCCACACAAGAAUCAAACCUUGUUGGGACUAUUGUGUGAUAUUUCACCACUCUUUAGAACCAAUUUCCCAAAGCUUUUGACUGCUCGACAUAGAAAGCAUCCUUUCGAGGUCACUCCUGUUCCAUUCUCUGUGAAUCAAUGGAUUAACAUUGAGGAAAAGCAUGAAUAUGAUCCAAACAGAGCAGAAGAAUCAUUCUUUACCAUGCUUGGAUCUGACCCACGAAUUCAACAACGAGAAUGGAAUGAAGAAUAUCAGAGCUGUAAGGAACUUCCUUCUGGAACCAUGGAAGAUCGAUUGACUCGUGAUCGAACUCUUUUCAAAAUUCACUGCGAUUUUGUUGAUUCAGCUGUGAAGGGAGCUCGAGCAGUCGUAGAAAAGUACCUCUUACCAAUUAAUCCUAUUGACAAGAAGACUUCACAAGUUUACAUUCAGAAUAAUAUUUUCUUCAGUUUCUCCAUCAAUAGUGAUGAUCCCAAUGAAGACAAUGACUUGGAUAAAUUUGCCUAUCAAAAUGCCAACAAUGAUCUCAAGGGAGUGAUGGCCUUCAAUGAGGCAGAUGUUCGAGGCAUUCAUACACUUGCUUCUGCCAUUAUUGACUAUAGAGGUUAUAGAGUAGUAGCUCAAAGUAUUAUUCCUGGAAUUUUGCAGGGUGAUCAAGGUUCCAAACAUGUGUACGGCUCCAUUGAUGAAGGUAAAUCAUUUGUCACGGAUCCAAAGUAUCAUGAACUCAUGAAAGAAGCUGCAGAAAAGCUUCACAUUAAGGAACACAUCAUUAUUGAUGAGAGCGGAAAGGAACACAUUCUUGCUUGUCCUGCUGAAUGUAAGGGUAUUGUUGGCUCUGAUGGACGUUUCUAUGUGUUGGAUUUGAUCAAGACCACACCAAGGGACAUGAACUUUCCUGAUCUCAAGCCAGCCAUUUUGAGACCUGAACUUGUUCAAAUCUAUGUCGCUGCUCAUUCGCAAAAGACAGCAACAACCACAGAAACUACCGAGAAUCAAGAUGCAGUUGUAGAGAGUGCCAACGAUUCCACAACAGAAAAUCCAUCCAUUGAGGAGCAAUCAUCGACCAUGAGAUUCAAUACUGACGUCUUCUCUCAAAACAAGGUUGGCGGCACAGAAGAACAAAUUCAAAACGACAAGGACGAAGUUACAAAGCUUGCCAAAUACCUCAUGGAAGUAGUCUUGCCAAAAUUUGUCAAAUCCUUCAAAGUGAAGGAAGAAAAUCCUUUCGAUGGUAAAUCACUCACUGAUGCCAUGCAUGAAAGAGGUAUUAAUAUGAGAUAUUUGGGCUCAGUGGCAACCAUGGCCUCUGAGAAUGGCAUUCCUCAUCUUGUUUCCAUGAGUGAGCAAGAAAUGGUCACCCGAGUCGCCAAACAUGUUUUCAACAAGCACUUGAGAGGUGUUGAGGAAGGAACAAUGGCCACAUUCAUUGCUAGAUUUAUGAAUUUAUUAUUGGGAAGUAAUGUUCCAACGAUUGAAGAGUCAAAGAAAUCAUCUCUUGCACCCUAUGAAACCCUCACUCAAGCUCAACUCGUCUCACAAAUUAAGGAUGAAGUUAAAAAUCACUUCAAAUACGAGUUACCAGAAGGUUACAUGACCAAAUUGCAAAAAAUCUCCACUGUGAGAAGUUUCUGCAUGAAAACCGGAAUUCAAAUGGCUCUUCGUGAAUAUACUCUCAAUUCUCCAGCUCCAUUCACAGCCAAUGAUGUCUUGGCUUUACAACCUUUGGUCAAACACAGCACACCACGAUCCAAGACAGCAUACAGCUUGUUAGAAGUUGGAAAACAACAACUCACAAAGGGUAACUUUGAAAAGGCAUUUGAAUUCCUCUCACAAGCCAUCAUCAUGUUCCAACAAAUUAAGGGACCCAUGAACAAUGAAGUGGCUACCUGCUUUAGUUAUCUUGCAACCAUUCUCUUCAAUGCAUCGGAUUUACCACAAUCCUUCUUGCAUCAACACAAUGCAUUACUCAUUGCUAGAAGAGUUAUGGGUAUUGACAGUUCCAUUAUUUGUCAAAUUCAUCAAUUACUAGGAUUGUUGUGCUUUAAUGUUGGUCAAGCUGAGUUUGCUUUGAAGCACUUUUUAAGAGCUAGGUACAUGCACUUGUUGUGCUGUGGAUUUGAUCAUCCUGAUCUCGCUCAUAUCAUGCUUAAUAUUGCAAUGAUGUAUCAAGAUAUGGGAGACCUUCCAAGAUCUCUCAAAUACUUGUUGGAAGUGUUGAGAAUUUAUAAUAGUACUCUGGGUGAAACCUCUGAUCAAGCUUGCAGCACUCUCCAUGCCAUUGCCAUGACACACAACUUUUUGAGACAAUACAAGACUGCAGCAACCUAUGAGAGAAAGAACUUUAUCAUCUUGAAGGAAAAGUAUGGUGAAAAUGAUGCAAAAACCAAGUCUUCACAACAAUGGUUCGAACACUUUACGGGAAGAGCUGUUGCUGUCGAAAGAGAACUCAAGCAGGGAGAGCAAGAAGCUAUGAAAUUGUGGAAUCUUCAGCAAUCAAUGGCAUCCAAUCAAACCUUUAGCAAAAAGCCACCUCUUGAAAUUUUGAACUUGUUGAAAGAGGAUGAACAAAAACUAUCCAAUUUAAUUUUCCCUCAACCUAGUGCCUCCACAGAUAAAAAGACAUCUAAAUAA